Meloidogyne enterolobii is the source of this 406-nucleotide messenger RNA. The record is from the annotation of a GenBank genome assembly. Lineage: Eukaryota; Metazoa; Nematoda; Chromadorea; Rhabditida; Meloidogynidae.
AUGGGGUUUAAUGCAGAAUCAUCAUCUGCGAACAUAAAAUAUUUGGGUUAUGAUAGAAAAAAUAUUUUGGAAAGAAUUAAAGAAGUUAUCAGUUUUUACGGUUUUCAUUACAUCAAUCAAAUUUUCUUCAGAGCCUUCGAAAUAGGUAGAAACAUUUUUAUAUUUAGCGGCUGAAAGGGUCGAUCGUAACGGCUGAAAGGGUCGUAAAGAAUUGAUAUCUUAAAAAUCUCGAUCUCGAUAACCGAGAUAUUGUUCGAGAUCUAGUUUCGGUGCAAUCUCUUAUAAGAAUUGUAUGUCAUAAUUUGCAAUGUUUUGUUGAGAUAUGCGGAAUAGCCAUAAAUGACCGUUAUAAUUGCCUGUCAUAAUUUCCCGUCGUAAAAAAGAUUCAAAUAGCCCGUCUAAAUAU